GUUUGUUGAUCAUCCAUUUCUCGUUUGCAGUGGUACGCUGGGUUUAGUUCGAUUGGUUUCAACUUCCAUUAAUGGCAACUCCAGGGAAGAGGGUUUUGCUGACUUCCAGUGGUGAUGAUAUUUCGCUCAACAUUGCCCUUCAUUUAGCGAAGCGCGGCUGCAGGUUAGUUUUGAUGGGAGAUGAAAGUCGCCUUCAGAGCGUUGCGGCUAAGAUAACAGAAUCUCUCGACAGAGGGACUGGUCAGAUCGAGGUGGUUGGGGUCGAUACGAAGGAUGGGAGUGAGGCCCAGUUCGAUCAGGCAGUCGAUAAGGCGUGGAAGAUCUUGGGGAAUUUGGAUGCUUUUGUCCAUUGUUUUCACCAUGAGGGAAAGAAUCAAAAUCUUCUCGACCUGGUUGAUGAAGAGUUCCAAAAAAUAGUGCAAAUUAAUUUCAUGGCGGCGUGGUUUCUGUUAAAAGCAGUUGGAAAAAGAAUGCGAGAUUUCAAUUCAGGAGGCUCCAUUGUAUUUCUUACCUCAAUCAUUGGUGCAGAGAGGGGACUUUAUCCAGGAGCUGCUGCAUAUGGUUCGUGUGCUGCUGGAGUGCAGCAGUUAGUAAGGUUGGCAGCAUUAGAGAUUGGAAAAUAUCAGAUUAGGGUCAAUGGAAUUGCCCGUGGUUUGCACUUAGAGGAUGAGUUUCCAUCAUCAGUGGGGAAGGAGAGGGCAGAGAAGGCAGAUGGUGACGUGUUGCCGCUCCUAAGAUGGCUUGAUGUGAAGAAUGAUCUUGCAUCAACAGUUAUCUAUUUGAUCAGUGAUGACUCGCGAUACAUGACUGGGACCACCAUUUUUGUUGAUGGGGCUCAGUCCAUAGUAAGGCCUCGAAUGCGAUCUUAUAUGUGAUUUAAUGUUCCAUUUAUUACAUACUGAAGAUGGUACUGAUGAAUAUGGUGCCUUGCAAGGAAUAAUUGAGGGCUACAUGCAUAAGUUAUCUGUUUGAUC
Messenger RNA from Telopea speciosissima, 974 nucleotides. RefSeq names its product levodione reductase. Lineage: Eukaryota; Viridiplantae; Streptophyta; Magnoliopsida; Proteales; Proteaceae. The transcript has 5 exons. The record is from RefSeq and is a predicted model, not a curated record. The coding region runs from base 72 to 875 and encodes 267 amino acids.